AGGACGAGGAGGAGGAAGAGGAGAGGGAGGAAAAUCAGGAAAAGGGGAAUAGCUUCCAUGCUGUACCUCUUCGAAGGGCUGGGGCUUUCCGUGCCCACAGCCACACCCAUGACCCCUUCAAAAGACAUAGCUGGGGGCCUGGCCGGGAGUUCCAGGACCCACUGAGCAGGAGGCUGCAGUCAUCGGGAUGCCCAGGCCCCGAGGGAGCCUGCUCACUGCAGAGCCAAGAGGAGCUGAACACCCUCCUGGGACCACAGCAGCAGGGCGGCCAGCCCUCCCGCCUGGACUAUUUAGACUUUCUAUUUCUUCCUGAUUCAGUUUUGGGCCAGGGCUCCUGCCACCCAUCCGCGGACUCUCUGGGCCACGCGACUACCCACAUGCUUUGCAAGUCUGUAUCUAUGAGUGGCAUCAACUGCCUCCUGGACUACUCGGAUCCAGAGGGGAAUUUGUCCCAGUCCUCUGCCACUGACCUCAGCACUCGCUGCAGCCGGCUGGAAGGGGGAUCGGGCACCUGGGCAGGCUCCUCCCUGCGACGGACCUUCAGCUUCCUCUUGGGCAUGACCGGCAAAGCCAAGACCCGGGAAAAGGAGAGGAUGAAGGAAGCCAAGGAUGCCCGCUAUACCAAUGGGCACCUCUUCACCACCAUCUCAGUAUCAGGCAUGACCAUGUGCUAUGCCUGUAACAAGAGCAUCACAGCCAAGGAAGCCCUCAUCUGCCCAACCUGCAAUGUGACUAUCCACAACCGCUGUAAAGACACCCUGGCCAACUGUACCAAGGUCAAGCAGAAGCAACAGAAAGCCGCUCUGCUGAAGAACAACUCUGCCCUGCAGUCUGUUUCUCUCCGCAGUAAGACAACCACCCGCGAGCGGCCUAGCUCUGCCAUCUACCCCUCCGACAGCUUCCGGCAAUCCCUCCUUGGCUCCCGCCGUGGCCGAUCCUCCUUGUCUUUAGCCAAGAGUGUUUCCACCACCAACAUUGCUGGACAUUUCAAUGAUGAGUCCACCCUGGGGCUGCGCCGGAUCCUUUCACAGUCCACAGACUCCCUCAACAUGCGGAACCGAACCCUCUCGGUAGAAUCCCUUAUUGACGAAGGUGCAGAGGUGAUCUACAAUGAGCUGAUGAGUGACUUUGAGAUGGAUGAGAAGGAUUUCGCAGCCGAUUCCUGGAGCCUUGCUGUGGAUGGCAGCUUUCUGCAGCAGCAUAAGAAGGAGGUGAUGAAGCAGCAGGAUGUCAUCUACGAGCUAAUCCAGACGGAGCUGCACCAUGUGAGGACGCUGAAGAUCAUGACCCGCCUCUUCCGCACGGGAAUGCUAGAGGAGCUGCAGUUAGAGCCAGGAGUGGUCCAGGGCCUGUUCCCCUGUGUGGAUGAACUCAGUGACAUCCAUACACGCUUCCUCAGCCAGCUGUUGGAACGCAGACGCCAGGCCCUAUGCCCUGGCAGCACCCGGAACUUUGUCAUCCAUCGCUUAGGUGACCUGCUCAUCAGCCAGUUUUCAGGUCCCAGCGCUGAGCAGAUGCGGAAGACCUACUCGGAGUUCUGCAGCCGCCAUACCAAGGCCUUAAAGCUCUAUAAGGAGCUGUAUGCCCGGGACAAACGCUUCCAGCAGUUUAUCCGGAAGGUGACCCGCUCGGCUGUGCUGAAGCGGCACGGAGUCCAGGAAUGCAUCCUGCUGGUGACCCAGCGUAUCACCAAAUACCCAGUGCUCAUCAGCCGGAUCCUGCAGCAUUCUCACGGGAUGGAGGAGGAACGCCAGGACCUGACAGCAGCCUUGGGGCUGGUGAAGGAGCUGCUGUCCAAUGUGGACCAGGAUGUGCACGAGCUGGAGAAAGGGGCCCGCCUGCAGGAGAUCUACAACCGCAUGGACCCUCGGGCCCAGGCCCCGGUGCCUGGCAAGGGCCCCUUCGGCCGAGAAGAACUGCUGCGGCGCAAGCUCAUCCAUGAUGGCUGCUUGCUGUGGAAGACAGCAACGGGGCGCUUCAAAGAUGUGCUGAUGCUGCUGAUGACAGAUGUGCUGGUGUUUCUCCAGGAGAAGGACCAGAAGUACAUCUUUCCUGCCCUGGACAAGCCGUCAGUGGUGUCACUGCAGAAUCUCAUCGUACGGGACAUUGCGAACCAGGAGAAAGGGAUGUUUCUGAUCAGCGCGGCCCCACCUGAGAUGUAUGAGGUGCACACAGCAUCACGGGAUGACCGGAGCACCUGGAUCCGCGUCAUUCAGCAGAGUGUGCGCGUAUGUCCAUCCCGGGAGGACUUCCCCCUGAUCGAGACAGAAGAUGAAGCUUACCUGCGGCGCAUCAAGAUGGAGCUGCAGCAGAAGGACCGGGCACUGGUGGAGUUGCUGCAGGAGAAGGUCGGGCUGUUUGCAGAGAUGACCCACUUCCAGGCAGAGGAGGACUCCGGCAGUGGGAUUCCCCUGCCAACCCUGCCCAGGGGCCUUUUCCGUUCUGAGUCCCUCGAGUCACCUCGUGGCGAGCGGCUGCUGCAAGAUGCCAUCCGUGAGGUGGAGGGCUUGAAAGACCUGCUGGUGGGGCCUGGUGUGGAGCUGCUCUUGACGUCCCGGGAACCAGCACUGCCCUUGGAACCAGACAGCAGUGGGAACACGAGUCCUGGGGUCACUGCCAAUGGCGAGGCCAGAACCUUCAAUGGCUCCAUUGAGCUCUGUAGAGCUGACUCGGACUCCAGCCAGAAGGAUCGGAAUGGAAAUCAGCUGAGAUCCCCCCAAGAGGAGGCGUUACAGCGUUUGGUCAACCUCUAUGGACUUCUCCAUGGCCUGCAGGCGGCUGUGGCCCAGCAGGACACUUUGAUGGAAGCCCGGUUCCCUGAGGGCCCUGAGCGGCGGGAGAAGCUGUCAAGAGCUAACUCCAGGGACGGGGAGGCUGGCAGGGUUGGAGCCCCUGUGGCUCCUGAAAAGCAGGCCACAGAGCUGGCGUUAUUGCAGCGGCAACACGCACUGCUGCAGGAGGAGCUGCGGCGCUGCAGGCGGCUGGGUGAAGAGCGGGCAACGGAGGCUGGCAGCCUGGAGGCCCGGCUUCGAGAGAGCGAGCAGGCCCGGGCUCUGCUGGAGCGGGAGGCCGAAGAGGCUCGAAGACAGCUGGCCGCUUUGGGCCACACUGAGCAGCUCCCAGCCGAGGCACCCUGGGCUCGCAGGCCUCUAGACCCUCGACGACGUAGCCUCCCAGCGGGCGAUGCCCUGUACUUGAGCUUCACCCCCCCACAGCACAGCCGAGGCCAUGACCGUCUGGAUCUGCCUGUGACAAUUCGCUCCGUGCACCGAUCCUGUGAGGACCGAGAGCGGCAGGAGCUGGGCAGCCCCGAGGAGCGGCUGCAGGACAGCAGUGACCCUGAUACUGGCAGUGAGGAGGAAGGUAGCAGCAGUCGUCUGACUCCACCCCACAGUCCACGAGAUUUCACCAGAAUGCAGGACAUCCCAGAGGAGACAGAGAGCCGUGACGGGGAGCCGCUGGCUUCAGAGAGCUAAGGGGGCUCCUCCCCCUGCCUGGUGCCCCACUGAAGAACAUUACUGCUGGGGCAGAUGUCGGGGGACUCCAAUCUGCUGAUGAUGAGGGAACAUUUGAAAGAACUGCUGAUUGUCCUUGCCAGCUCUUGGGAUCCUUGGAUACCUGGGGCCAUUGAGGAAACUGGGGGAUUUAGGUCACAAUGCCCCCCAGUGGCAUCCAAAAGCUACACCACAGAUGCCAAUUUGUCAUGCCUUCUUCCCUCUACUUUAGGAAAAUUUAUUUAUUUAUUGUUUAUUAGUGAUGGGGGGAGAGGGAAGAUUUAAAGGACCAGGGACAUGGGAACCAAGCCAUAGGGAUCGGGGGCCUUGUCCUUUUACACUACUGGGGUACGUUCAGGCUUCCCCAGCAGCCGCUGACCGUCCCCAGCAAUACCCACCUGUGACAAAAGACUGCAGCCACAGGACCCUCCUGCCCCUCUAAGGAGAGCUGUGGGCCAGCCGUGUCCCUCUCCCCACUCCCUUCACCCUCUCCUCCAGGAAACCCUUCUCCCUUCUCCUUGUCCUCCAGGAAACCCAGGGAGGGUACCGGCUCCCUGGAGUUGAUGGAGGUGAGAUUAGGGUGGCCAUAAUGGUUUGCUGAGGGUGAGGGAAAAAACCCGCAGGGACCAGAAUGUUUUGUUGUUUUCUUUUCUUUUUUGUACCAAAGCCAGCUGCACGUGUUUUAUAUUUUUAAGAGAAGACGUAGGCCAUUAGAGAUCACACCCUUUCUAUCUCCACAAUUUAAGGGGUGGGGGAGACAGGGACUUCUCCCCCCAUCUCCAGUCAUAGGGCUCCUAUUCCGACCUCUUUGUCAGCCAUUUGGAGAAAGUUCUAGGGUGCGUUGAGAAAUCUCUACAAACCCUGACUUCAUCUCCCACCUCAGUGACCAUGACUUGAAACUUCAUUGUGAAUUUGGAGAAUUUUUCAGUGGACAAUGCCCACCAGCUCCAGCCAUUUUUCUGCCAAUUUGAUUGUUUUAAAAAAAAAGAAGAAGAAGAAAAAAACACAGGAAAAUUAAAGACCUGAAACCCUAUGAA
Molecule: messenger RNA, 4531 nt
Organism: Chinchilla lanigera (long-tailed chinchilla)
Lineage: Eukaryota; Metazoa; Chordata; Mammalia; Rodentia; Chinchillidae
Gene: Arhgef2
Product: Rho/Rac guanine nucleotide exchange factor (GEF) 2
Biological process (GO): positive regulation of neuron differentiation; actin filament organization; regulation of Rho protein signal transduction
Cellular component (GO): cytoskeleton; ruffle membrane
Molecular function (GO): guanyl-nucleotide exchange factor activity; microtubule binding
Source: RefSeq, a predicted model, not a curated record